GUACAUACGGUAGAAAGUGAUCAAAACAGAUGCUAGUAUCACAUAAGAAGCAAUGAAGCUGUUCGAUUUCCGUGCCGGGAAGGAAAAGGCUCCCAAGGAAACUGGGGAGUCGUUCGAAACAUCCAGCGGGGCAGACGCUUCCUCGACGCCUUCUCCUUCCGCAAAUGGAGUGAAUGAAUGACAAUGCCUGCCUUGUAGCUCCACUCAGUCCGCCCGCCCGAUCGCAAACCAGGGCGAUUCUGCUUGCUUCUUUCUCUUUUUCCAUUCCGGGAAGACGUAAGGAUAUCCUUUGACGUUGCUCUCAUCGACUUGGUUGUUCAGUGAAUUUUUCUUCACUAUUUUUUUCAGAGGUGAAGACCUUAUUAUGGCGCUGAGGGAAUUGGACGAAGCUCCAAAACCAACGCCCAAGAAGGCAGGUGCUACUUCAAAGGCCAUCUUGAAUCAGAAGUACGCUAGCAAGGCUUGCUAUAUAAUUGAAGAAGUGAAUGACGAAUCAACAAACAAUGCAUGUCCUGGAUUAGCCAUACCACAACAGGGACAAAUUAAAUUCCGCUGCCGCUUAGAAUUACCUGAGUUCACUGUUGUUUCAGAUGUCUUCACCCGGAAGAAAGACGCAGAGCAGGCUGCAGCAAAGAUGGCAUUGGAGAAGCUUGGUAUCCUACUACCAAACAGCACCCUUACAAUGAAGGAGCAAUGGGAAAAAUUGGUUUCACGCCUUUCUUUCUUAUUUAAAGAUGAGUUUCUCAAAUCAUCUCAUCCGUUAGUUGCCCACUUCGAAGCAGCACUUCUACAAAGACAAAGGGUCGAGAUUUUGCUGCCUGCUUCUGUCUUUCCUGUCUGUGAUGUGCAGCUUUUUAAUUUGUGCAAGUCCAUCAACCCAAAUGCUGAAGUUGAUCCACUAAUACCUUUGGCACUUACAAUGAAGGCUGCAAAACAGUCUAAUUUUAUCUAUACCUCAAGGGACAAACUCUGGAUAUCAAGACAAACUUCAGGGGGGAUCCAGCCAUUGUUUGAAAAGAAUUUCAUAGCAACAGAAAACAUCCAGACAGAAGCUAUUUUUAUUCCUUGCUGUAUGAAGAAACCUGUUGAAGCAUUUCAUCUUGAAGUUGCUGCUAAUGAAUAUUAUGUUGAUGUUAUUGCCCAAAAGCUUGGUGUCAUUGAUUCUUCUCAAGUUUUGAUUUCAAGGGCUGUUGGCAAGAGUUCCUCUGAGAUUAGAUUAUACUUUCCUGUACCAAAUAAUCCAAUUUUGGAUUAUGAUUCAUGUGUGGAAGAUCUGUCUACUGUUAAAGAAACUACUGAUCUUCAGUCAGUUCUAAAUGUGCGGGCUUCCUACUUCUCUGGGCAAACAGUAUAUGGCGAUGCCAUCUUAGCAGCUCUUGGUUACACAUGGAGAUCUGCUGGAAGCCUUUUUCAUGAAAGUAUCUCCCUGGCUUCCUAUUACAGGAUGCUUCUUAGUAGGCUGCCUGAUGGUAAUUACAAGAUAUCAAGAGAUGCACCUCUCGCAGCGGAGUUGCCUUUGGCUUUUACAGCACGUUCAAACUGGCGGGGGUCCUUCCCAAGAGACCUGCUGUGCACGUUCUGCCAUCAGCAUCAUUUGUCUGAACCUGUGUUUUCAGUUACUUCUUCAGAAGCACCAUUGAAGGCAAUGGGCGAACAGGAAAAGCUAGAGUCGGAAAAUCCACUGGAGGUAGAUAAGUUGAGAAAUAGGAGGUUAGAUGGUGAAGAAAACGGGGAAUCUUGUGGUGAUGGCUCAACCAAAUCUUUGUAUAGAUGCACACUGACAGUGUUGACAAAAAGAGGUGAUAUUAUAAUAGAAUGUUCUCCUGGGGAUUUCUAUCGGAGCAAAAAUGAUGCUGUUCAGAGUGCUGCCCUGAAGGUCUUAGGUUGGUUGAGUAAAUGCUUUAAACAAUUUGAUUUUCCAGUGGAGAAGUUUGUUUGUCUUGGAAGUGCUCAUGGAAUUCAUGUUUCAGUGUCAAAUUUUUCACAACAAUUUUCAAAACAAAUUACACUCUAUGGGUCUCUUCACAAUGUUCAGCAGAAAAAUGCUUCUAUAAAACGAAGGCUAAGUGAUGCAAUUAAUGGCAGAAACCAACCAAACUCCCCACAUGAAAAUGGAAAGAUCCAUUUUAAUAUUGAAGGUCCUGAUUCUGGUAUCUAUGCUUCCAAUGGAUCUUUGGCAUGCAUAAGCUAUGCUGUUUUCUGGGUGAAUGGUGAUCAGAGAAACUGUGUGGACAGGAAUGAGCAAUUUGAGUUUGAAAUGGGUGUGGGUGCUGUUAUUUUCCCUGUUGAGGAUUGUGUAAGUCAGAUGUCUGUUAACCAAGUGGGCAAUUUCAUUACUUCUGUUCCCUCUGAGGAGUUGAUCCAAGCUUUGAACAAUAAAAUUACAGCAUUUCCCUCUUCUUUCCCAUAUGAUGGUUGUUUGGAAUAUAGUAUCAAGUUGUUGCAAAUCACAGCACCUAUGGAGGAUAGGAUGGAACAGGCAUUCUUUAAUCCCCCUUUGUCAAAACAAAGGCUAGAGUUUGCUUUAACAUACAUCAGAGAGUCUCGGGCUUCUACCUUGGUUGAUUUUGGUUGUGGAUCAGGAAGCUUGUUGGAUGCUUUGUUUCAGCAUGACACAACACUGGAAGAGAUUGCAGGAGUUGACAUUUCACAGAAGAGUCUAAGUCGUGCUGCUAAGACGCUCUAUUCCAAUUUGAGCAGGAAAAGUGGAUUGCAGCUGCAACAUACAAAUUUCAAAACUGUUGUUCUUUACGAAGGUUCAAUCAUAGAAUUUGAUCAUCGAUUAUAUGGAGUUGAUAUUGGAACUUGUUUGGAGGUCAUUGAACAUAUGGAGGAGGAGCAAGCAUGUGUUUUUGGGAACCUUGUCUUAAGUACUUUCUGCCCACAUAUCCUUAUAGUUUCAACACCCAACCAUGAAUAUAACUCAAUAUUGCAUAGAAGUUCUACAGAAAUGAAUAUUUCCACCGACGAAGCCCUCGAAGAGAUAGCACAAGCACAGCCUUAUAGGUUCCGUAACCAUGAUCACAAGUUUGAGUGGACAAGGUUACAAUUCAACCAAUGGGCUGUGGAUCUUGCAUCAAGGCACAAUUACAGUGUGAAAAUCAGUGGUGUGGGAGGAGCUGCUGACACUGAACCAGGUUUUGCAUCUCAAAUUGCAGUUUUUCAAAGAAAAGCGACAAAAGAAGCACCAAAGGAAUGCUCUCAAGAAGACAUGUCCCUCCCUUACAAGGUCAGAUGGAAAUGGGGCGUCAAUUGAUAUAUGCAGUCUUUUGCUACUAUUUAGCCACCUAAUGUUCUUUUCUCUGUUAGCUGCUUAUAUUGAAGUUUCGGUAAACAAUGCAUGAAAAUUUAUUUCACUGCCUAUACAAAGACUUGUAAAGCAUUCCUCGGAGUUUGUUCAAGUUUCUUGUAUAUUCAAGUUUAUUCUCUCCAACCGAACAUGCUGCCAUACUAUGUGCAUGGAACAUGAGUGGGUUUAGAGUCUGUGUUGUGACAAAGUGGGAGGGAGAGAGUUUUUGGUAUUAGUGGUAUCUUCUGCUUGCAAAUGGUUAAAGAGUGGUAUUAAGAAUUGUAAUUCCACACUGAAGCUAAAGAAAAAAAGGAAAGGAAAGUUUUUAUAUUUGUGAAUCUAUGGGUUUUAGGUUCUGAAUUUCGAGUUGUCCAAACCUGACUGUGUUGCUGUGUUGCUGUAUGUUUGACUUUCAAUAUAGAUUGUAUUUUAUGCAGUCUGAUUUAUAUUUACUUCA
This is a messenger RNA of Nymphaea colorata (pocket water lily), 3746 nucleotides long. Its product is annotated as small RNA 2'-O-methyltransferase. Gene Ontology annotation, biological process: siRNA processing; piRNA processing; RNA methylation. The transcript is spliced from 11 exons. Gene Ontology annotation, cellular component: cytoplasm; nucleus. The record is from RefSeq and is a predicted model, not a curated record. The coding region runs from base 365 to 3256 and encodes 963 amino acids. Gene Ontology annotation, molecular function: O-methyltransferase activity; RNA methyltransferase activity. Lineage: Eukaryota; Viridiplantae; Streptophyta; Magnoliopsida; Nymphaeales; Nymphaeaceae.